AUGUGUAAGGAAGUUGAGGUGGAAGAGUCUUCUGUGGAGAUGGAGGUGGGUGCUGCAGCUCUUCUGAGCAUUUGUCCUCUUUUCUCUUCCUUUCCUUUCAGUCUUCUCCUGCAGGAAGUUACCAUGAGUCUGGAGAAGUCCCUCAUUCUAUUUUCAUUGUUUCUCUUGGUACUUGGAUGGGCCCAGCCUUUCCUGGACAAGGAACCUCCAGCCAAGAAGUUUGAGCGCCAACACAUGGACCCACAUGGUUCCUCCAACCACAGCCCCACCUACUGUGACCAAAUGAUGAGGCGCAGGAAUAUAACAUGCAAGCGCAUGAACACGUUCAUACAUGAACCCUUGGCAGAUGUCCAGGCUGUCUGCUUCCAGGAAAGAGUCAGCUGCAAGAACCCCCAGAUGAACAACUGCUACAAGAGCAGCUCAGCCAUGCACAUCACUGACUGCAACCUGAAGCCCAAAAGCAAAUGCAACUACCAGACCAGUCGCCACCAGAAGCACAUCAUUGUGGCCUGUGCUGGGAACCCCUAUUUACCAGUUCACUUCGAUGAUUCUGUGUAG
Molecule: messenger RNA, 558 nt
Organism: Apodemus sylvaticus (European woodmouse)
Lineage: Eukaryota; Metazoa; Chordata; Mammalia; Rodentia; Muridae
Product: ribonuclease pancreatic-like
Exons: 1
Coding region: 1-558 (185 amino acids)
Molecular function (GO): RNA nuclease activity; nucleic acid binding
Source: RefSeq, a predicted model, not a curated record